Messenger RNA from Striga hermonthica, 1542 nucleotides. NCBI's taxonomy places the organism in Eukaryota, Viridiplantae, Streptophyta, Magnoliopsida, Lamiales, Orobanchaceae. The record is from the annotation of a GenBank genome assembly.
AUGGACGCCGCGCAAGAAGCCCAGAAGAGGGAGGCUUUCCGGCAAGCCGUCGUGAACACGCUUGAGCGCCGCCUGUUUUACAUUCCUUCGUUCAAGAUCUACCGUGGAGUGGCUGGGCUCUACGAUUAUGGCCCCCCAGGUUGCGCCGUCAAGGCCAACGUCCUCGCUUUCUGGCGCCAGCAUUUUGUACUCGAGGAGAACAUGUUGGAAGUCGAUUGCCCGUGUGUUACCCCUGAGGUAGUCCUGAAGGCAUCGGGUCAUGUUGAAAAGUUCACUGACCUUAUGGUCAAAGAUGAAAAAACUGGAACAUGCUACCGAGCGGAUCAUUUGCUCAAGGAUUAUUGCAAAGAGAAGCUUGAGAAAGAUGCUAACUUGAGUGCCGAGAAGACAGCAGAACUGAAGCAUGUGCUUGCCAUGUUGGACGAUUUCUCUCCUGAAGAGCUUGGUGCAAAGAUCAAAGGAUAUGGAAUAACUGCUCCUGACACUAAAAAUGCGCUCUCUGACCCUUAUCCUUUUAAUUUAAUGUUUCAGACGUCAAUAGGCCCAUCUGGACUAAGCCACGGAUACAUGCGUCCUGAAACUGCUCAGGGUAUUUUUGUUAACUUCAAGGACUUGUACUACUACAACGGCAACAAGCUUCCGUUUGCAGCUGCACAGAUUGGCCAAGCUUUUAGAAAUGAGAUCUCUCCACGCCAAGGUCUCUUAAGGGUCCGUGAAUUCACGCUGGCUGAGAUUGAGCAUUUUGUGGAUCCUGAAGACAAGUCGCAUCCCAAAUUCUCUGAAGUCUCAAAACUGGAGUUUCUAAUGUUCCCGAGGGAAGACCAGGUGUCUGGAAAACAAGCCAGGAGAAUUGUAAUAGAGGAAGCAGUUUCUCAGGGUAUUGUCAACAAUGAAACACUCGGCUAUUUCAUAGGGAGAGUGUACUUGUUUCUAACCCAACUUGGAAUUGAUAAAGACCGCCUUCGUUUCCGUCAGCAUUUGGCCAAUGAGAUGGCACACUACGCUGCCGACUGUUGGGAUGCUGAAAUUGAAUGCUCAUAUGGAUGGAUCGAGUGUGUUGGUAUAGCUGAUAGAUCGGCGUUCGAUUUGCGUGCUCACACAGAUAAAAGUGGUAUACCAUUGGUGGCACAUGAAAAAUAUGCCGAACCCAAAGAAGUGGAGAAACUUGUCAUAGCUCCUGUCAAGAAGGAGCUGGGACUUGCCUUCAAGGGUAACCAAAAGAUGGUGGUUGAAGCAUUAGAGAAUCAACAAUAUGAGGAAGUUGCUAAGAAGAUUGCUAAAUCACUAACUGCCGUUGGGAUUUCAUACAAGAUUGAUAUAACAGGUACCUCAAUAGGAAAAAGAUAUGCAAGAACAGAUGAACUUGGAGUUCCACUUGCCAUAACUGUUGACUCAACAACCUCAGUCACCGUCCGAGAAAGAGACAGCAAACAGCAGAUUCGUGUGAAUGUUGAUGAGGUGGCGUCUCUGGUUAAAUCCGUGACUGAUGGUGUGAGCACUGGGGCUGAUAUAUUGUGGAAAUAUCCUACUCAUUCCUCGUGA